Messenger RNA from Paramuricea clavata, 9818 nucleotides. Lineage: Eukaryota; Metazoa; Cnidaria; Anthozoa; Malacalcyonacea; Plexauridae. The record is from the annotation of a GenBank genome assembly.
UGCCUCGUGAAGGCGGGAAAAUUUAAAAGACGAAAUUGCGACAUAAGUUUUGUUUGAAAUGUUGUGGAUUAAUCCUUAAUUUCUUGUUUGGUGAGUCUUAAAAGUGUUCUUUUAUCUUUUUAUAGUAAUAAGUUUUAGUUGUGAAGAAAAAUUUAGCAUAGCUUUGAAGGCAUAAAAGUGUUUUAUACUCGAGAACACGACUGUGUUAUUAAUAAAUUUCUAGCCGCCAUAUUUUAUUUUGUUUGUCAGGUUUGAGUCGCGUUUACUGUAUUAAUUGUUCUUUGGUAAGUAUACAAAUUAUUCUUCUAUCUUUGUGGUAUUAUAAGAAGAGGUUUCUAUAGGAGAAUUUAACAUAUAGUUUUUCAGGCAUGAAUUUUUUGUUUGUUAAUUUUGUGUGCCGUUUGCUAGCAGACUAUUAAACUCCAAUCUCGUUCCCCGAGCCUGCGAUCCUCGGGAAGGAACGUGAGACUCUGGGAGGCAAAAAAAAAAAUAUGUGGGUUUCCGGUUUCCCGACCCUACCUAGCUUUUGGACGUCGAAAUCCCGACCCUAAACUUUUUUAUUGGAUCAUGCUUGUAAGUGUUUCCACUUAGAGGAAAAAGUUUAUGGAAAAUUGAAAUUUGAGGCAAUGUUAGGGAAAUUUAUCUUUGGAUGUGGAAGCACUGACUAAACAAAAUGGCGUCCGCUUAUUCGGAAAAUUAAAAAAAAAGUUAAAAAAAAAAAGUUAAAACCGACCUACCCUACCUAAGUUUUUAUAAGAAGAAACCGGAAACCCACAUAUUUUUUUUUGGCCUGGGAUAACCCUAGCCUCCUCCGCAGGCAUCGCCUUUCGAUUAUCGGGCAACUGAAGUAUGUGAACUACGAGAUGCCUGCCGAGGAGCCUAGGAUAAUCCGUUUCAGGGAGGAAUCUGAUUAGCCCUUUGGUCUUAGCCAGGAUUCCUGGCUUCCGGCAACAGAUUAUCCCAGAGCCUCGCGUUCCUUCCCGAGGAUUGCAGGCUCGGGGAACGAGAUUGAUUAAACUCGGGGUCCGUACAAAACUUGAAAGUCCUUGAAUGUCCUUGAAUUUGAAAACAAAAAUUCAAGGCCUUCAAUAUCCUAGAAUUUGUAAAGAAAUACUUGAACAUCCUUCAGACUCAUUGUUUUCAGGGUUGGUUGUCUUAGGCUCGGUGUUUUCAGGCUCGGCCAUUUUCAGGCUCGGUCGUUUUCAGGCUCGGUGUUAUCAGGCUUGGUUGUUGUCAGGCUCGGUUGUUGUCAGGCUCGGUUGUUGUCAGGCUCGGUGUUUUCAUGGUCUGUGUUUUCAGGCUCGGUGUUUUCAGUAACUUCAUUAACUGUGCAUAGAUUCGUAUAUCUUACAUAUAUGCCAUGCACAAGAGAAAAUGUCCAAACAGCAAACAACUAAGGCCUAAGCCACAUAAGGUGUCAAAGGGGGUCUAGGGUUGGUUGGAUUUGUUGUUAGAUAAAUAAGUGGGAGAUGUUCUUCAUUAAGUACUAGUAGUGACAGUGAUACAUUUUCUAAAAAAGAUCGUCAAACACCUUCUGUGUGCAUAGCAUGACAAACAAACACACAAAUGUACAUUGUAUACAGUACAUGUUCCAAUUGUUUGUCAGACUUUUAAUAGCUAAAUUAUAUACAUGCUUUAAAGUAAUUUUAAUAACUAUUCCCACAGUAUGAACGACUUAAAUACUUUUUAUAUAUUACCUAAAAAUAAUGUGUUUUCUAAGCAAGUCAAUUAAGUAGCACCUUGAAAAGCUCCACAACAUUAUAUUAUUCUAUUUUCAAAUAUAUAACUUGGUAUGCUUAACUUAAAUAUUAACUCUCUCUGUUUGUUAUGCUUGUUCAGUUCUUCUUGUCCAUCUCGGACUCUGAUCAAGAUCAUAUACUGUACUUGAGAAGAUAAUAACAGAUUUCAAAAACACAUGGCAGGGAUUAUUACAAGCACUUUUCUACACGGUAGUAAAAGCCCAAUCUUUAUUUGAGUUUUGAAACUCUCAAACGUUCUCCGUAGUUACAUUUUUCACAAUAUAUGUACAUUGAAGAAAUUGUGGCAAAUGUGAAUAAUUAACUGUAAUAGGAAGAAAGUACUUGAUCGUUGUAUAUUCUUCAACACGGCUUAUAUUGACGGUUAUAUUUUUGCUCAAAAAUGCUUUCUGAAUGCCGGAAAUUUUAUUUCAUAUAGAGACAAAAUCAAGAAAUUUUCGGGGCAGAGGAGUGCUUCCUACUAACACUCAAUCCUCUUCUGGAAAAACGUCAGUAGUCCAAACUGCUUGUAUAAAUCCCUGCAAAUGAUACAUCCUUCUAAACCAAGGCAGCAUAUUCUGCCUUAUAUUGCUUCUUGAUUGUAGCAUAUAUGUUAGUUAGAAGGUCUGUAAAGACCUUGGGUCUCAACAUUGCAAUGCAAGGCUAUAUGAGCUGCCUUGGUAUAGACUUCCUCACGAACCAUAUUUAGGAGGACUUCGUACAGGUGGUAAUGGUGGGGUGGAAUGCAUCCUAGGCAGAGGUUGGCCUGCAGCCCCUGAGAUAGGUGGUAUAGGGGGGUUAUGUUGUGGGGGGAGAUGUUUAGGAGGGGGUUGGGUGGCCUGCUGAAGCCUUCGUGUAAGAUCUUCUAUGCGUAUGUCCUUGAGAUGCAAGAGAUGUUCCAGUCUUCGCACUUUGACUUGGAGAAUCUAGAAAGGAAUACAAAUUAUUGUACAAAUGAAUGCCACAAAGUCAGUUACAGACAAGCAAAUUUGUACACUUGUUCAAAAGCUAGUAUACUGGCAAGUAAUCAAGCACCUGUAUCGUUUCUUGCGAGGCCAACAAUGAUUGCUCCUUUUCUUCAAGUAGUAGUCGAAUAUUUUGAGGACUGUCUACAGACUGAUGAGAAUUCUUUUCAUGAUGUUGCUGCCUUUAAAAUAAAGUCAUUAAAAUUGUUAGUUUUGGUCAAAAAUUGGAUGAGACAUUAGCACAAGCAGGGUUCGUAGUCUCCAAGACCAAAAAAAUUCAAAGACUUUCAAAGAUUUUUUCUGCCUAUUUUCAAAGACUUUUCAAAGACCUUUGAGAGCAAUCAGCUGUCGAAAAAUUGCUAGUGUAAGUACCAUUUUUACCCAGUAAUUAGUCCCGUCAAAUCACAUCCUCAAAUGCGCAUUUUCGUCGAUAUUUGCGAAAAUCUUGAUUCAAUCAAUCUAUUUUAUUACCUAAGAAAUCGUAUAAUCAAUUCCUCGCUAAAGAAUUUAAAGACUUUUAAAGACUUUCUUCGCUUUUUCACACAAUUUAAAGAUUUUUCAAAGACCUUAAAGACCUGCAUUCCAAUUUAAAGACUUUCAAGGAUUUCAAAGACCGCUACGAACCCUGAAAAGGUUUGUCUUGCUUUCCUGGGCUAUAAUUUAUGCACGACAGUUGAUUUGCUGGCCGGGGUAUGCUGUGCCUUUCUAUAGUUUCAUAUUUCCAUUUUCGUUUGGUGUUCACAUGCACCAUUAGACAAAGAUCUUCUCAAUCAACCUACCCUACGUGUGAUGUUCUUUUACCAAGCGAUGGUUUACCAUCGUUACCAGAUUCCCUUUUGCGACUGUUCUGACCAACCUUUGGUCCAUUCAUGUGAGGCUGGUUGAACUCCGGAUGAGACGAUGUUUGAUUGUAUGGACUUGCUUGGUAGUGCUAACAAAAAAUGCAUAGAUGCCUUUAAUUAAUUCAAUGUCACUGAACAAGAAAUUGUCCUAUAACUAAAGCAGAAAAAUUAAAAGUACGCUGCCUUAAAGAACUGGGGCUGGUUGUUCAAAUGUGGGUUAGUGCUAACCCUGGGUUAAAAUUUAACCUGCUGUUUUAGUUUAUGUAUUUCUGCACGUGUGUUUAUUUCAAAACUUCAGAAAAGUGAACUCCUAUCGAUCCAGACAAGAUCUCUGAAGAAAUGUUUCCAAAUUUAUGGACAAGCUGUCAGGAAGUUGGCUUUGAAUUUUAGUUUAACCCAGGGUUAAACUAACCCAGCUUUGAACAACCGGUCCCUGCUGGUAUAACCGAAGAAGGAGAUGGAAUAGAGGAAACAUUCGCUUAAAGGGUUAACUACACUACAAUAUUUUUUUAAUUAAACAAACCUCUUGAUGAUUUGUAUGCAUAGCAUAGGAACUGUCUGCCAUUUGUUGUUGAGGUACUGCAUUGAAGGCAUACCCAUAUGCAGUAUAAUCACCACCACCUAACCAAAAUAAUUAUAUAAGUAGAAAGUUUAUAAAUACUUCGGGCAAAGUGCCUUAUUAAUGCAUGUGGACUUUGAAAUCCCAGUAAAGUCCUAAUUUUGUAAUUUACAUUAAUUAAGUUUCAAAGUACUUGCACUAAAAGUGUCCUUUCAAAACACUAAUUAAAUAUUGGUUUUUACUAUGUAUUUUUUUUGUAAUUCAAUAUGGAGUUUUAGACUGUUAAAUUUUAGAAGUUUAGGUUUUGUAUUAUCCAUAUGUUUUUAUAAUUAAUUGUUUCUUAAAUCAUCUAUGUUGAGAGAGGCUAGGAAUAGAUGUUACAGUAUGACCUCAAAGGAUUUUUAAAGUUUUGAUUUUGGUCAAUCUUGCUACAGCUGUGUGCAGUUGAGCUCAAAUUUCUCAGGUUAAAACUUUGAAAACGGAAUUCUGGCGUUUGAAAACCAAGUUCUGCCACUUGAAAAGGGAGUUCUGGCAUUUGUAAACUAAGGUACUUCUGGCACUUGAAAACGGUGUUCUGGCAUUUGAAAAGGGAGUUCUGGCAUUUGUAAAGGGAGUUCUGGCAUUUGUAAAGGUACUUCGGGCAUUUGUAAAGGUACUUCGGGCAUUUGAAAAGGGUGUUCUGGCAUUUGAAAAGUGAGUUCUGCCAUUUGAAAAGGGAGUUCUGGCAUUUGAAAUGGUACUUCUGGCAUUUGAAAAUCAAGUUCUGGCAUUUAAAAACCAAGUUCUGGCAUUUGCAAACUUAAGGUACUUCGGGCAUUUGAAAAGGGUGUUCUGGCAUUUGAAAAGUGAGUUCUGCCAUUUGAAAAGGGAGUUCUGCCAUUUGAAAAGGGAGUUCUGCCAUUUGAAAAAGGGAGUUCUGGCAUUUGAAAAGGGUGUUCUGGCAUUUGAAAAGGUACUUCUGGCAUUUGAAAACCAAGUUCUGCCAUUUGUAAAGGGAGUUCUUGCGUUUGUCAAAGUGUUGGAUCAGGAUGUUACCAAUGGGGAGUCCCAUUCAUUUUAUUUGCUCACUCAUUUUAUUAAUUACAAUGCGAGUUGACUUGUCACUUGUGGUAAGUCUAAUGAAUUAUAAUUAAUGAUUGUGUCAUGUACGUACCGUCUAUGGUCUGAUAUGAGGAAGUAUCCGACACUGGGUCAGGUGAAAACUCGUCAUAAACCUGAUGUUGCUUUCGUAAUGCUGCAGCUUUUUUCUUAGCUAUAUAUUUAUCAAUCUACAAAAAGGAAAAACACUCAGUCAGUGUAUGUAUUAAUUAUUUAAUACUCAGCCAGUGUACAGUAUGUAUUCAAACACUCACUGGCAGGGUGCAGCUUAAUACCGGUACCCAAAUACAUCCAUUCAGUUCCUCAACUAAUUGUCACUGAGUUCCAAUAAGUUGAACCCACUGUUAGAUUUAUUAAAAUAAUAGUGUAGGGCGUGUUAGCUAGGGUAUGCAGCCAGUCCAUAGUUUCCUCAGAGUUAAUUCCUUGAAACAUUUCCUAUAAAUCCUUCAAGAGUUAGAAAUUACUUAAUAAUAUGCAUAAUUUACCUUAUUUCUUAGAUUUAUUAGGAACACUUCAAUUGCACCAGAUUGGCACUUGCAAACACCAUCCAACAAGUCAUCGGAAACUUUAUAUUCUAAUCGACCCAGAACUUUUCCUAACAAUUACAGUAAUUUACUGUUUUUCAAAUCAAUACAGUACCAUGGCACUGUGUCAUAAUGCUUAACCCAUUGAGUGGCAGCACUCUCCCCAUGACAAGUAAAAUUGUCUGGUGUUAGACAUGGUAAAAUAAUAAAUUAGGGUGCAUCUGGGUGCAUUGACUCUUAAAGGGUUAACAGGGUUCCUGGGCGAUAGUCUGAUUACCCCAUUGAGUGGCAGCACUCUCCUCCUGACAAGUAAACUUAUCUGGCAUAAGACAGAAUAAAAUAAUAGGGCACAUUGCCACUUAAUCUCCUGACAAGUAAACUCAUCUGGCAUUAGAAAGAGUAAAUGUAUAAUUAAUUAAUAGUAAUUAUUAAUUUAGUAGGGUACAUCUGGGCACAUUGCCACUUAAAGUGUUAAGCCAUUAAUUAUUUUUGUUAUCAUUAUAUAACUUUUCACUUUACUUUGCAAGGUACUCCAAUUGUCCUUCUUCUGUGUGAUUGAGUUUGCAGCGGAAUAGUUAUGUAUUUCAACCAGCUUGGGUAAGAAGUGACUUACUAUUUCUGCCACUAAAACUAUAAUCAAUUUAAACUUGUAUUAAUUUUAAUUUCUGUUGUCAAUAUUAAUUAGGCUGUGGUUAUUGUUCCGACACCUGAACUUUAAGUUACUGUAUAUGGCUAUAGAUUCAACAAAAGUGUUUUCCUCGUUCUUUAAACAUGCUGAAAUGAUACCAAAUAGAUUUUAGUUGAUUUCAAGCAAUUCCUCUGUAGUAGAGUGGUAAAGGCACUUGGCUUUGCAUACGCUAUCAUCCGGAUCAAAUCUGGGAGUGGAAUUUCAAGUGUAUGUGUAGUUCUUCUACCUGCGAAUGUGUAGAACGGUUAGCGUAAGAAAUAUAGUUAGAGUAGGAGUCCAGGACAGGUUAAUAAAAAAUUUAUUGUCCAUAAACAUGAAUAUUGUAUGUACGCAUGUCAGAUAAAUAGCCAGCCAUAGAACCUAAAGUUCUGGACUUCUGGUGUCGGGUGAACAACCGCAUAACCAUUUGGGUUAGCACUAUUUUCCAUCCAGCAAACUGACCUGACGUCAUUUUCGGAAGAUGGAAGAGGUGUUGAAUGGCUAUGUAACUGACCCAAACCCUACUCUAACUGCAACCCUAACUCUAACCCUAACCGAAUUAAUAAAAAAUCCAAAAAGAAACGACUUUAGAAAAUCGAUAGGGCGGUUUGCUGGAUGGAAAAUAGUGCUAUAAACCAUCUAUUUGUCAAGACAUUACUGACGGACCUGUUUGUCUUUAGUUAAUCUGUGGUUCUAUCACUGACAAACCCAAUUAUUUAAAACCUCAGCAAGUUUAAUCUGAAUGGGUACUUAGCACGAGAAAACAAAUAUUUGAUGGCAUGUUUUGGUAGAGUGAUUUAUAUACCCAACUGUCUGUGGUUGUGCGACAUGCUGAGCCAGUGCAGAUAGUGCAAAUAAUAUCAACAAGCGGGAUGCAAUUACUUUUAGGGAUGCAAUUACCCAAAAAAUAUAAGGAGAAUUUUCUUCGCUCGAAACGUCGAAAUUCUCCUUAUAUUUUUCAGAAAUUCGGGUACUGUAGUUGCCAUCCCUAAAGUUUGUUUAUAUUCAGCAUAUUGUGGUAUGUUGUGUUUUUGAUAGUACAUGUAUUGAAUAAUCACUCGGAUACGGUAAACUGAAGUAUUCCCAUAUUCCAUAUAAACCUCACACUACCUCCAUCACUAAAAUCACGCGCUAUAUUUCGCUUUGGUCUUGACAAAGGAAUCUCGUCGAUCCAAGUAUACAAUACUUGUAGCGUUUCAUCGUCUAAAUCAUCCAUAGUUUUUAUUUCUCCGCCAUUUUCCAUAGCGAAAUCCUUGGCAAGUAUUUCUGCUCAGAAAUUCCUCGCCAAAACAUCUAGAUUUUCACAGCAAGUGAGCGUAAAUUGAACAUUUCUGUCAUUGUUUUGAACAAAUUGAGACCGCCAUCUUGACUUCGUUUUCGGCUGUCCGUUGCCAUGGUAGCAAAGCUUUUGAUGUGAUUUAUGCCAUAAAUUAUAGCACAGUUAAUAAUUUAUGCCAUAAAUUAAAAGCAAUUUAUGCAACAUUAAGCCACAGAAUAGGAAGUUAUACCAGAAGCGUAACUCGAGCAAAUAUUUGUCCGCGUUUUUACAAGCGAUUCGUCAUCAAUCACGCCAUCCUGGCUAGUACAACCGGCACUUUGUACCUACCAAAUCCUGAUAAAAACUUCCGGCUGUACUAGCCAGGAUGGCGUGGCCUGACGUGGCGAGUUAAAAUUUUCGUGGACGUCAAACAAUAAGGGAAACGACUAGAGUUACGCUUCUGGUAUAACUUCCUAUUCUGUGAUUAAGCGGUGCUGAAAAGUGAAAAAUUACCAAAAUUUUCAAGCACAAAAGUGUUGAACACUUUUAUUGGUAAGCCAAUAAAAUGUUGAACAUUUUCCGGUUUAUGUUUAGUCAUAAAAUUUCAAAUUGUCUUAUCUCAAAGGAAAGCAUCGUAUAAAUACUGCACAUAUAAAUCAUGUCACAAAUCUAUAACCAGCUAACAAGCUUCAUGCUUACUGACUGGGCUAAGCGAAACCUUUGAAUGCUCGUUUACAGACAUCAAAGUUUCCCAUUGGUUUCCCAUGAGAAUACGCAGUGUUGCUAUCUACAGCUGUUCAUUCAUUGAUGCAAACGACGGUAGGAUUACGUGUCCCCACGAGAGAUGCCCACGCGUGGGAUCAAUGUCCACGCGUGAAUCGGGACGACUUCGCGGAAACUCUCAUGGCCACUUUUUUCGCAGCAACAUGAAUGUGAAAAUAUGUAUUUACACAACUUUUUCUGCUGAGAUUUGGACGGUUUUGGCGUGGUGAUGCGAGCUAGUAAUGACGAUGCUUUUAUACUUUUAAACUAUGUCUCAACAGGCACGACCGAGCGUGCCUGGCAAGGAAAAGAUGCGACAGAAAUCAUGGACUCAAGACAGCGAUCAAGAUUGGCAACAUUUUGCAGCUGGCGCCGGUGCGAGCGCGAUCAAUAUCCUUGCUACAUAUCCAGUAUUUAAAGUAACGUUUCGGCAACAAGUCGAUGGAUCGAGGCUUCUUGUUGCUUUAGCCCAGAUAAAGAACGAGGGUUUUCAUUUCCUCUACCGAGGCGUUUUGCCACCGUUGUUACAAAAAGCCGUAUCAGUCUCUAUUAUGUUUGGACUUUAUCACAGAUUUAAAAGAGACCUAAAUAACUCGUUUCCGCAAAUCCCAACACAGAUUAACAACAGUGUGGCAGCCAUUCUUGCCGGUUCGGCCGAGGCCAUCCUUACUCCGUUCGAGCGAGUCCAGACUUUACUAUCGCAUCGAAAGCAUCACGAUCGAUUCCUGAAUACACUUCACACAUUCCGAGAGUUACGGGUCUACGGUAUGAAAGAGUACUACCGAGGGCUAACCGCCAUCCUUCUGCGGAAUGGUCCGUCGAAUGCAAUCUUUUUCGGAUUCCGAGGUUACCUAAAGGACAUGUUACCGGAAGCGCAGACUAGUUUUGAAAAUACCAUUCAGGAUUUUAUAUGCGGUGCCCUGCUCGGCGCUACUAAUAGUACCAUUUUUUACCCUCUGUCUGUGGUUAAGUCGAACAUGCAAAAACAUGUCGGCGGCGAGUACUGGAGCGUACAAAAGACAUUUCAGAGUAUUUUUGAGACUCGUUGUCGACGUAUAUCCCGUGUGUAUCGAGGGGCGUUCAUGAAUUGCUCACGAGCCAUUGUGUCGUGGGGCAUAAUUAAUGCAUCUUUUGAAAUUAUAUUAUCAGGCCUUAGGUAUAUUAGCUGAUAAUAAUAUAUUUGCGUGGCUUUUUAAUAAUAUAUAAUGAAGUUUUUAAUAGAGUAGAUGAACUGAAAAGAAAGAAUGUAAUAAAAUAUAUUUAUUUUGAAAGAAUUAGUCAACAGGGCUUUAGAUUUACCUAAUUUGGGCAUUCAAGGUGUUAGCCAGAAAAAUAUUAGAAAAUUUGCCAAUUUAACCCUUUAUGUGGCAAUGCGCCAACAGGGAGCCCAUCCCGGGUCUUAUUGGG